CACAUAAUCCAAUUUGAUGUCAAUUCUGCAUGUACGAAGGUACUUUGGUCUAGCUCAAUCGUGACAUGCGCAUCAACUAGCAUCCAAGCUACCUACCUCGAAGAUCAAUGCUCGUGAUAUUCCGAUUACUUGCAUAAGGUAUAUUCGAAAGACGCGAUUUAAGGCUGAUAAAUAACGUAUAUCUAUUUCAUAUCCUUAGAAGGGAAUAUAUCAUCAAUGUUGGAGGACAGGCCAAGCUCAACAACUUAUCGUCACCAAUAUUAGACCGAAAUAUAACAUCUCGCAUGUCUCAAUAUACAAGACCUGGUUUAUCCUAACGACGCCCACUCAUUUGACCCCUCCACCGAGACUCGAGAUAUUAUGGCCCAUCUCGCAGCACCGUCAUCAGCUAGACCGUUGAGCUCCCGCAGUUUCGCCUUAGUUUCUUCAUCCGAGUCUUCAGAUAAUGAAGAUGAUGCUCCGCUCCCUUUCCCCACUGCUCUCCCACGGUCCGACUUCCUCGCUCCGGACUUCGACCCAGCCGAAUACCUCUCCUCCCUCGCAAACCGCCAUCAGACCCUAGAAGACCUACGAUCCGACCUUAGGGAACGGAGCGCCGCUAUCAGCACCGAGCUGCUAGAACUAGUCAAUGCGAAUUACACCAGUUUCUUGAGCCUAGGCGACGAGCUUAAGGGGGGCGAGGAAAGAGUCGAGGAUGUACGUGUAGCACUGUUAGGAUUUCGGCGAGCUGUCGAAGAGAUCAAAGGCCGAGUAAGAGAAAGGGGCUCCGAAGUGGCUGGCUUAAACCGGGACCUAUCCGGCGUGAGAAGUGAGGUCGAGACCGGGAGGAAAAUGAUAGAACUCGAUGAGAGGAUAUCCACGCUCGAGGGUCGGUUGGCAGUCGGGAGCGCGGGUCCUGAUAGUGAUGAUAGCGACGACGACGAUGAAGACGAUGAAGACGAACUAGACGGAGCAGUGGGGAGUAGCACGGCAAAAUUGACGGAAUUAGCGAACGAGUAUAUAGUAGUGGACGAGUUAGCCAACGACAUUGGAAGGGAGACGCCUUUCGUACGGAAAGCGGAAGAAAGGCUAACAAGAUGUAGAAAUACUAUCCUAUUAGACCUUGGUACGGCGUUGAAGGAAGCUAAAAAGGCGGGUGCUAGAGGACAGGCAAAGCUAUUGAAGUUGAUGGGCAUCUAUUCUCUAUUAGAUGCUCAACUAGAAGCUGUAAAAGCAUUGAAGAGCGCUUAAUUAAGCGAAGACUACACAGUUUCACAAUUAUUCCUAAGAGCAUACUAGCAAGAUACCCGCACAUCUAACUUAUACAAAGCAUAU
Molecule: messenger RNA, 1314 nt
Organism: Daldinia loculata
Lineage: Eukaryota; Fungi; Ascomycota; Sordariomycetes; Xylariales; Hypoxylaceae
Product: oligomeric golgi complex component, COG2-domain-containing protein
Exons: 1
Coding region: 361-1230 (289 amino acids)
Biological process (GO): Golgi organization; intra-Golgi vesicle-mediated transport; protein transport
Cellular component (GO): membrane; COG complex
Source: RefSeq, a predicted model, not a curated record